CACAGCAAAGGAUCCGGUCUCUAUUUAAACACCCCUACCUUCCUCCACGCCCCGACCAAGCCAUCUUGCGCUGAAUGGUUCUCGUAACGCUAACAAUCAAAGGUCCUCGUAACGGAAGCACCACGGUUUUCCUUAGUAACCCCUCCUCCCUUCCCUACCUCAUUUCAGUAUCCACACCCCAAAACACAAUCUUUCGACCCUCUUAAACCCGACAGCAUGUGCAAUACCAGCGUCGCCGGCAAGCCCCAUCUCUCCCUUCCACUGGUUUCUCCUACAAAGCCGGGUAAGAACCAGAGCCACUCGCCAACGAGAGAAACUAUAACCAAGCCUCACCUACUGCUUCCCCUGCCGCCUCCGGCUGAGACUCUGAAGGAGGCGGCCGCCCUCUUCCGCCUCUCCUUUCCCAUCGCCGUCACCGCCCUUCUCAUCUACUCCCGCUCCGUCCUCUCCAUGCUCUUCCUCGGCUUCCUCGGCGAUCUCCCCCUCGCCGCCGGUUCUCUCGCCAUCGCCUUCGCCAACAUCACCGGCUACUCCGUUCUCUCUGGCCUCUCCCUCGGAAUGGAGCCCCUCUGUUCGCAGGCCUUCGGCGCGAAGCAGCCUAAGCUCCUCUUCCUCACCCUCCACCGCUCUGUUAUAUUUCUCCUCUGUUCUUCUCUCCCCAUUGCCGUCCUCUGGUUCCACAUGUCCAAGAUCCUCCUUUUCCUCGGCCAAGACCCCGAAAUCACCUCUCUCGCCCAAAGUUACCUCCUUUAUGCCCUCCCCGACCUCAUCUCCUUCUCUUUUAUCCAUCCCAUUAGAAUCUACCUUCGGUCGCAGGGCAUCACUCGUCCCCUGACCGUCGCCGCUGCUGUCUCCGCCGCGCUCCACCUCCCCGCGGGGCUCCUCCUGGUCGGUCGCCUCCGCCUCGGCGCUUCCGGCGUCGCCGCCGCCUCCGCCACGGCCAACCUAUCCUUCCUCCUCUGCCUUCUCCCUCACCUCCUCCGCGACCCGGCAUGGCGGGCCCCCACCUCCGAGGCCCUAGCCGGGUGGGCCCCCCUCGCCCGCCUCGCCGCCCCGAGCUGCGCUUCCGUCUGCCUUGAGUGGUGGUGGUACGAGCUAAUGAUCCUCCUCUGUGGCCUCCUCCCUGAUCCCAAGCCCGCCGUCGCGUCCAUGGGAGUCCUCAUCCAAACCACUGCCUUGCUCUACGUUUUUCCUUCUUCACUCGGGUUCGGGGCGUCGACGCGGGUGGGGAACGAGCUGGGGGCCAACCGGCCGGCGGGCGCGCGGGCGGCAGCGGCGGUGGCGGUGGCUGUGGCGGCGGGGAUGGGGGUGGCGGCGAUGGGGUUCGCGGCGGGGGUGAGGAAGCAGUGGGGCCGGAUGUUCACGAGCGAUGGGGAGAUCCUACGGCUGACGGCGGCUGCGCUGCCGAUCGUGGGACUGUGCGAGCUCGGGAACUGCCCCCAGACGGUGGGGUGCGGAGUCUUGAGGGGGAGCGCGCGGCCGGCGCACGCGGCGCACGUUAACCUGGGAGCGUUUUAUUUGGUGGGGACGCCGGUAGCGGUGGGCCUCGGGUUCGGCGUCGGGAUCGGAUUUGUUGGGCUCUGGGUGGGUUUGUUGGCGGCCCAGGUUUGUUGUGCGGGGCUGAUGCUUUGUUUGGUGGGGGCCACGGACUGGGAGGCCCAGGCGCAUAGUGCCCAGAUCCUCACGUGUGCGGGGGAAGGGAAGCACGUGCUGGGGGAUCCGGAGGAAGGGCAAGAAGCUCCGUUGGAGGUAGAGGAGAAGGGGAAGGUGGAUUGCUGCGAAACACUGAUACUGGUCAAAGUGAGUGACCCUCAGAGGGAACAGUGAAACGGAGAGAUGGAGAGGAAUUAAGUGGGGUGCGUUCUGACUUUGAUCACUGACAUGGGCGAGAAAGAACAUAGAUUCUCUCUCUUCUUCUUCUUUUUUUAUUUUUUUGUUCGAAUCUUGCGUCAUUAAUUUUUGGUUGGAGCGGGAGACCGUGAGUUGAGGAAAGGGAAAAAAUUAUCUUCUUUCUUUUCCUGUUUGCAGUUCCUCUAAAAUUAUAAGUGUUAAUUGUUGUAUCUAGUUAACAAAUGUCCUUAUUGAAAUUAUCAAGAGCAAACAUGGUUGAAUGUUAUUUACCAUGCCAUGUUGCAUUAGCCUAAUGCAUUCCACUGAUAUUUGAUA
Messenger RNA from Phoenix dactylifera (date palm), 2166 nucleotides. The record is from RefSeq and is a predicted model, not a curated record. Lineage: Eukaryota; Viridiplantae; Streptophyta; Magnoliopsida; Arecales; Arecaceae.